AUGGAUCUUGUAGACUCACCUAUUAGCUUCUACCAAGCCAGAACAGAGAGAGAAGCCUCCGACAAACAAAUGUUGUGGCACGAUGAAAUUUGCAAGAAUAUGGCAGUCGUAGAUGGAUAUGAGCGUGUCGGGGUUCUUAUCAUCAAAUGGAUCAACCAUUUGGACCAAUUGGACUGUGAGCAAGAGGUCAAACAACUGGAUGCACUAUUCAAAAACCGCUUCCAUUAUGAGACACGGAUCGCAGAACUGACCGCAAAAACUAAUCCUUCACUGCAACUCAUGAGUGCUGUGGUAGAAUUUGCUAGGGAGUAUGACGGCCCAAGCAAUUUGGUGAUUGUCUACUAUACCGGACAUUCAGAAUACAAUAAGGACUUGGAUGCUCUUGUGUCUGCAAAAUGCAUCGCCAACCAUGAAGUCUGCUCCGAGGGAUGCUCUUACCCACCCUGCGCUUUCUGGCCGGAUGCGGAGAGUGUUCUUUUGGGGCCUCUUGACGCCGAUGCUUUGACGAUCUUGGAUACCUGCUUCGCCAGCAACUCACACAAAGGAGGAGCUUCCACAAAUCGCGCGUACCAAAUGCUGGCAGCAAGCGGGUUAGAUCGAACGACAUCUGGUCCUGGGCCAAAAUCUUUCACAGCCGCUAUGAUAGAUUCACUCAGCGACUUACUGGAUGAGCAAAUGUCGUUCAACAUAUGGAAGCUUGUAGAGAGAAUCAACACGAAAGAGUACAGGCGCAAGAAUCCAGCCUUUGUGUAUGAUCGUCUCAAAAUGCACAAAGAUUGGAUCACACUCAGCCCAUUGGACCAAAAAGAGCGUGCAAAGGCUCACCGAAAUUCAACUGGAACCGGGAACCUAACAUCUCUGACGUUGGAAUUUGUCCUGGGACAAAGAUCGCUUUCAGAAACCGAAGUGAAGGAACUGGCCCGACACGUUGCCAGAGCUUGUAAAACGGCUAAAGUCAAGACACGCAACGUCAAGUGGAUUGAUUUCAAGCAGCGAAAUACCUUUAAGCAAGUGGCGAGAAGUUCCCAUUUUAUUGCUCGAAUGGGAUCGUUCGCACGUUCGCGCCAAUCAAGCACUCCUGCUGCACAGCAGGAAAAUGCCAUGACUGCGCCGCCGACGCCCAUGGGGGGUAUUUAUACCGACCAUCUCAAUAUCACGAGCGGGGAUACGCAUAUCGACAGCAAAAACACGCUAGUCGGUGCAAAGAACACGGGCACUGUUCGUUCGUCAGGGAGAUCAUCAAAGCGUCGGAAUGUGCAGACAGAGUCGCCUACCAAGUAG
This is a messenger RNA of Aplosporella prunicola CBS 121167, 1281 nucleotides long. RefSeq lists its product as uncharacterized. Bases 1 to 1281 code for a protein of 426 amino acids. The transcript is spliced from 3 exons. Lineage: Eukaryota; Fungi; Ascomycota; Dothideomycetes; Botryosphaeriales; Aplosporellaceae. The record is from RefSeq and is a predicted model, not a curated record.